This is a messenger RNA of Paramuricea clavata, 5309 nucleotides long. Lineage: Eukaryota; Metazoa; Cnidaria; Anthozoa; Malacalcyonacea; Plexauridae. The record is from the annotation of a GenBank genome assembly.
AUGGACGGUCUAAAACGCGCAAGGAUAAAACGUGGCGCUCAACGUGCACAAGCAACUAAAAUUUGGAACGAAGCUGAACUACUCAUAAACGGUGAAACGAACGAAGUUAAUAUUGAGAAACUACGGGUCAUUCUGGCAACGUACGACGCGAAAAUCGAAUUACUUCGAAAGUUGGAUGAAACUGUAUCAGAUCUAAUCGAAGACGAAAAGGGCUUAGAGACGGAGAUCGUUGAAGCCGACGACUAUUUAACGGAACUAACUAAAAAGAGGUACACCAUAGAAUUCUUUAUCAAUCAAAGUACAAUCCAUAGUAAUUCGUUAGCUAGCCCUAUGGCUACCACAACACCACAAAACGGACACGUUUUUCCUACUCAAAGUACGCCGCCACAAUCGCACAAUACAAAUAGUCAUAGAUUACCAAAGUUAGCACUGCCAGUAUUUAGCGGCAACAUGUUAAAAUGGCAAACCUUUUGGGACUCUUAUAAGGUCGCUAUACAUGAAAACUCCAGCCUAUUAAGCGACAUACAAAAAAUUACAUAUCUCAAAGCUCAAGUGUCAGGUGAAGCCGCGCAAUCAAUCGAAGGUUUACCGCUUACAGAGUCAAACUACGCGCAAUGUAUUGCAAUUUUGGAACAGAGAUUUGGUCAACCCCUCAAGAUAACUAACGCACACAUGCAAGCCUUGUUAGAUCUACCAUGCCCUUCAAAUUCAGUGUCUACCUUGCGCCAAUUUUACGAUAGCAUGGAAAAUCAUAUUCGAGGUCUCGAGGCGUUUAGGAAAGAAACAAGACACCUACGGUGACCUUUUAAUCCCCAUUGUUUUGGGUAAACUUCCCACUACAAUCAAGCACAACUUAAUUCGAGAGAACGGUUCAACUAAAUGGUCAGUAGAACAAUUACGCAAAUCAAUUUUGAAAGAAAUUCAAAUACUAGAAGCUGGGGGAAAAAACAGACUCUUUCAGUCAAAUUAGUCAAUUAGGCAAACCUGUCAACACUACUGACAAACGCAUCCGGAAAGUUUGGAAACCAUGCCAACGUAAAAGAAUUUUACGCACCCAAAAAUCGCCCUACAAACAAGAGUUUAUGCAUUUUCUGUUCGGGCCAUCAUCGCCCUAACGAGUGUACUGUAGUAAAGGAUCCCACAGCCCGUAAGAAUAUUGUUUUCCAAGCGAAGUUAUGUUUUAGCUGUUUGAACAAUCACCGCGUAUCUGAUUGUAACUCGAGAAAUCGCUGUCGAGGGUGUCACAAGAAACACCACACGAGUCUUUGUAAUGAAACGAACAAAGAUGCAACAAAAAAUACCAGGAAAAAUCAUCCGCCGAAUAACGACGCACCGAAUGUUACGACGCAAGUUCAAAACGCGAAAACCAAUCCACCCGUCGACAAAACCCCAGACCGUGUCCACACGUCUCUGUCAGUCAACGACUACUAUGGGAGACAAACACUCCUCAAAACUGCCAUUAAUACGAUAGCAAUACAGAACAAAAUAGCGACAGCACACAUUCUCUUUGAUGAAGGUGCUCAACGUUCCUUUAUCACUCAAAGUUUAGCUGACGAACUCGAACUUACGCCUAAAGGAAGUGAAACCUUAAAUCUAUCAGUCUUUGGCUGGUCUUCGACUUCUAUCAAACAAGUAGACAUGGCUACGAUUAAUCUCAACACCGAAGAUGGCGAAAAAAUUCCUUUACAGGUAUUGAUAAUUCCCACAAUCGCAGUUCCGCAGAAAAGUUUCCCCACCGCCGAAAUUCGAAACCUCCCACCCCUCAACGGCUUGAAACUUGCACACCCUAUGACGACUGAUGAUCAUUUCCACAUAUCCCUCUUGAUUGGCGCGGACCACUACUGGGACGUUGUCGAAGACGAAAUCGUUAGGGGACCGGGCCCCACUGCAGCGAAACUAAAAUCGGUUACUUGCUUUCUGGACCAACAACUGGGCCAGCUGUUGCGACAACAUCACUCAAUGCAACCAUCUUGAAAGUCAUUGUUUCAAAGGAACACGAAAGUAAAGCUUUAGAACGAUUUUGGAAUCUAGAAUCUAUUGGGAUUCUUCCAGACGAAAUAACAACCCACGAAGACAAGUUUGUUAAGGAAUAUCAGGAUUCUUCAAUACGACUCGUGAAUGGCCGAUACUGUGCAAAGUUACCAUGGAAACCUAACCAUGACCCCCUUCCCACCAACGAAGCAGUAGCGCGAGGAAGAACCCGUUCCACUGUAAGGAGAUUAGCCAAAGACCCCAAGACAUUGCAAACCUACAGUGAACUUAUUAACGAACAGUUAAAACGAGGUUUUAUUGAAAGAGUUACAAAUCCAGAAACAUCAAAUGGUUAUUGCCACUACAUCCCACAUCACGCUGUAUUAAAAGAUUCCCCUACGACACCUAUUCGUAUUGUGUACGACUGCAGUUGCAGCCCAAAUGCCGACCAAGCAAGCCUGAACUCAUGCCUUUCCACUGGCCCUGACAUCCUUAAUGAUAUGACCGCCAUACUCGUCCGUUUUCGAUGCUAUCGGUAUGCUUUAACCGCAGACAUAGAAAAGGCCUUCCUGAACAUCUCUCUAAAUGAAGGAGAUAGAGAUGCAACAAGAUUUUUUUGGCUAUCCGACCCAACCAACCCCGAAAGCAGCUUUGACGUAUAUCGGUUCAAAUCUAUCUUGUUUGGUGCAUCGUGUUCCCCGUUUAUCUUGAAUGCAACGAUCAAGAAGCACCUUGACAGCUACAACGAUCCAAUCGCACAACGAAUAAAAGCCGACAUCUACGUCGACAACUUGGCUUCUGGCACAGAUAACGAAGACGAAGCCGCGAUCUACUUCAAACACACCAGAUCCGUAAUGUCUUCUGCCAACUUCAAUUUACGUGAAUGGAACUCGAACAGUUCAAAGAUUUGUGCACUCGCCAAUGAAGAAUAUGCUCAAGACGACAACACCGAAGCAAAACUGCUUGGUCUUCGCUGGAACAGUAAAGUCGAUACGCUGAAGCUUCAAGAAAAAUGUCCAGUUACUGAUCCCAAUGAAAAUGUGGUGUCCAUAACUAAGCGAGAUGUUUUACGAGCGUCUUCUAAGAUAUAUGAUCCCCUCGGUCUCAUCACUCCUAUCACUAUUCGUGCCAAGAUCUUCCUUCAAGAGCUCUGGGAACUGAAAUACGCUUGGGAUGAACCGCUACCAAAACCACUGAUUGAAAAAUGGGUCAAACUUUCCAGCGACCUAGAAGCUGCAACUCAGACCGAAGUUCAACGCAGAUACUUUCCGCUGUUAUCUUCAUGGCCAUCAAACGUGGUACUUCACAUCUUUGUCGAUGCAAGCACCAAAGCUUAUGGGACAGUCGCUUAUGUCACUUCCAAUUCACAUACCUCCAUGGUUAUGUCAAAGUCUCGUGUAGCUCCACUGAAAAAACUGACCCUUCCGCAGCUUGAAUUGAUGGCAGCUGUUACUGGUGCAAGACUUGCUUCAUACUUGUCCAAUCAUCUGACGGUUACCAAAAUCGUGUUCUGGUCCGACAGUCAAAUCGUUAUCUACUGGCUUUCCUCCCAAAAAGAACUGAAGUGCUUUAUUCAGAACCGAGUUAGAGAAAUUCACCAAGCCACCAACAAUGCCACCUGGAACUACUGUCCAACUUCUGACAAUCCAGCAGAUCUCCUAACACGAGGAAUCUCGACAGACGACCUUUCCAAGUCUAAUUUGUGGACGCAUGGCCCACCUUGGCUAACCAACCACGACCACUGGCCAGAAUGGAAACCUACUACAACGUUCUUCUGCAGUUCUGCCUCGACGAAGAUCAAGAAACGAGCAAAGUCACUGCCGAAGUCACCGACACAUCUACAAACGCCAGCAUAACCCAGAUUAUUCCACCUACCAAAUCCAGUGACCUUCAACGACUACUGCGAACUACAGCAUGGGUACUUCGCUUCGUUAAUACCCUGCAAAAGGGCAACGUAUGUAAGGGAAAACCACUAAAGGUCCACGAAGUUGAAAACGCGAGAAAUGUUUGGAUACGGGAAAUCCAAAACGACGCCUACGGUAACGAACUUGCGAACAUACAAAAGCCGAAAACCUCUCGUCUACCCCUUGUACGUCAACUUCGCCUGUUUACUCUGGAAGACAACAUCAUUCGUUGUGGUGGCAGAAUUCACAAUGCACCAGUGGAACAUUCAGCAAAGUUUCCCAUACUCUUACCCCCAAACCACCAUUUCACCUUGCUGGUUGUCAACGACGCACACGAGAAACUACAACACGCUGGAUUAAACCAAACCCUGACACAAAUACGCCAGAAGUAUUGGAUUCCAACAGCUCGCCAGUACAUCAAGAAAAUACUUCGCAAAUGUGUAACGUGUCGAAAGGUCUUCGGAACACCAUACAAUGCCCCUGACCCACCUCCACUUCCAUUCUAUAGAAUGACUGACUCCCACCCAUUUACCGUCACCGGUGUAGACUUCACCGGGGCCAUCUACGUCAAAACGCCACGUGGACAAGAAAAGCUCUACAUCUGCUUGUUCACCUGUGCAAACACACGCGCAGUCCACCUCGAAGUAGUCACAAAUUUAACUGUUCCGACCUUCAUGUCUGCCUUUCGAAGAUUCGCAAGCCGCAAGUCCUUACCAAAAAUUAUGGUGUCAGACAAUGCAUCAACGUACCAAUCUGCCGCGGAAGAGUUGACCCUACUAUUCAAUUCAACAGAGUUGGAAACCAAUCUCAGUAAACGAGGAAUCCAGUGGAAAUUUAUCCCAAAACGAGCACCAUGGUACGGUGGUUUCUGGGAAAGAUUAAUUGGUCUGACAAAAAACUCCUUGAAAAAGGUUCUCGGAAAGGCGAAUGUCACUUUAGAAGAGCUCCAAACAAUUUCCUCCGAAACGGAAGCAAUCCUCAAUGACCGCCCGUUAACCCACGUACCAUCAGAACUAGACGACACAGAACCAUUAACACCAUCCCAUUUACUGUAUGGCCGGAGAAUUACCACCUUACCCCACCCCCUUUACGAAGACGACGAGUUUCGUGAUCUGUACAAAGAUCCUGUUGUACAAAGUUUAAUCAAGGGAAAAGACGGACUAGUACGGGCAGCAAAUAUCAAAACAAGAACAUACGAAAAGACCAGUAACUAAACUUUACCCACUCGAAGUUAAAUCCACAACAACAGAGAACCCAAAGAUCACCAUUGACGAAAACCUAGACGCAAAGAAUCCCUCAACAAAUCCUCACCCAGCUGACGUCAUAGAUCAAACGUCAAGCAGACCUGUUCGAGCAAAAGCAGGAUUGGCAAAGGAGAAAUUGAAACAGUGGACAUCCAUACUCUCGCGCCCCCCGGAGGAUGUCGAGAAUUGA